Messenger RNA from Adineta steineri, 1437 nucleotides. NCBI's taxonomy places the organism in Eukaryota, Metazoa, Rotifera, Eurotatoria, Adinetida, Adinetidae. The record is from the annotation of a GenBank genome assembly.
AUGGCUGAUGCUUGUUCUAAUUUCACUGAACAGCAAUGGAAACCAAAUAUAUGUCGGGAAUGUUCUCGACCAAAAGAGCAGCAUCAACAAAGAGAAGCUUCUAACGUCGUUAGUUCAGAAAGUAACUUAUCAGAUCAGUUAGAACGUGGUAAACAAGACUUCAUAGCAAAUACCGUGGUUGAUACUAUUUCAUUUUCACCCGAAAGCAAAUCAGUAAAAGAGAAAGUAGCUCACUUCGAAGCACUGAUAAAAAAACAAGCAAGAUCGAAGUCCUACUAUGAAAGAUUUCCGAAUAUUCUCGAUGUAACAAAUGAGACGCGAUUGGAAAUUAAACAAGCUAAAGAAUUUACAAGAUCGAUAUUACAAAACUUGCCAUCAGGAAACGUGCAGGACAGAAAUACCAUGUGUCAUAUUAUAAGUAAUUUGCUUGGAAAUAAAGAUCAGCAAUGCUUGUUUUAUAAUUCUUCGAUUGGUAUAAACCUUCAUGAUGCAUCUGCAAAUUUAGCCGAUCUGAACUCAGAAGACAAACCAUUUAUAUUAAAAUUACAUAGUAGCAAAGGAUUAGGAAAAAACAAUGUUAAACACGAACAAGAUGAUUCAAGUCUUGCUCAACAAUUAAAUGAUGUGAUUGAGCAAAAGCAAUCUCAUCCAGUUAUCGAAGACAUAUGUGAACGAUUAGCAAAAGCCCAUAAUGUGGAUAAAAAAGAUAUCAAAAUUAUAAGUGUGUAUGAAGGAACCUUCAAUGUGGUUUAUACUAUACCAAAUUUGAAAUCUGUCGAUAACCAAUCACUGUUGCAGCUUGAGAAAAACUUGAAGAAUGAGUUUAAUGAAUUUCGAAGUAUAAAAAUUCAUCCAUUACUAUCAUGUCGUCCUUCAUUUGAUAUAUCAGACUUUGAUGAGCGUGGUAAUAAAACUUUUCCUAAAUACUCAAGUACUCAUCAAAUUGGACCACCUAAACGGACCAUGCCGUACAUUCAACCUGCCGGAUGGACAAGAUAUGGAUUGAGAGUGUUGGGCAAAUAUAAAGAUGGUGAUACUUGGCUAGAUCCAUUUCUACAUUCUGCGAAUUGGUAUAGAGCGUUCCAUGGAACUAAAAACGCAAGACCUGAAGACUUUGGCAGAUCUGAUGGAUAUAUUGACGGACGCAAUACACCUAUCGAUGCUAUGUUGAAUAUUCAUCAAAAUGGAUUCAAAAAAGCAAGGUUUGCUGUAUAUGGGCCUGGUGUCUAUUGCUCUCCGGAUCCCCAGUGGCUCGAGAACAGCUACUAUGUAGCCACUGUAGAAAUAGACACUAAGCAGGGAAAGAAAAAGUAUAAAUGUAUGUUGCAAAUAGCUGCAAAUCCCGACGGUGUCAAGUUCACUUCUGAAAGUGAUAUUUGGGUUGUAUCAAAUCCUGAAGAUAUUCGACCAUACGGAAUACUUAUCAAAGAAGCAUGA